This is a messenger RNA of Sinocyclocheilus rhinocerous, 2207 nucleotides long. RefSeq names its product RNA-directed DNA polymerase homolog. The record is from RefSeq and is a predicted model, not a curated record. Lineage: Eukaryota; Metazoa; Chordata; Actinopteri; Cypriniformes; Cyprinidae. Bases 1569 to 2048 code for a protein of 159 amino acids. The transcript has a single exon.
AUUCCUAUUAAAUCAUCCACCCGCACUUCUCCCUUCCAUCGCUCCCUAUACCUGUUUGUUGCUUUACAAUUAAUAAAUUGUUGGAUUUACCUAACAUCCCUGUCCAGAGUUUGUAUAUAUCCUGACAGAAGGACAGACCUGGCAAGAUGAACCCGACAGAUCCCGAUCCAUUUAAGGAAUCAGUUGAAACGAUGAGAAGAGAACUCGCCAGUCACACAGCUCCACCAGUCACCACCACCAUGUCUGUUCCACACUCUCCUUCUCCGAUCAUUUUCACCAGUCCCAUGGUCAAUCCAGCGCCCUACUCUGGCGCGGCGGAGGAUUGCAAUGGCUUUCUAUUGCAGUGUUCACUGGCACUUGAAAUGCAGCCACAGCGGUUUCCUACUGAACGUUCUAAGAUCUCAUAUGUUAUUUCUCUGUUAACAGGAAGAGCUUUGCAAUGGGCAGAAACUAUGCGAUAUCAGUGUGGUCCAGUUAUGCAGUCAUUUGAAAACUUUGUGGCCCACUUCCGUGAGGUAUUUGGACACCCCAUAGGAGACUCCUCCAUCUGUGACCAGUUACAGUAUAUUACAGGGAAGAGCUCAGUCUAGAAUUAUGCUCUGAAAUUUCGAACCCUCGCCACCUCUAGUGGAUGGAAUGAGCGAGCCCUGCUGACUACCUACCGUCAGGGUUUAAAUCCUUCGCUACAACUGCAAUUGGCCAUUUACGAUGAUUCCAUAGGUUUGGAAAAAUUCAUCCAACAAUCCAUCAGUGUCUAACCGCAUGCAAAGCUGCUUGGAAGAGACAUCUGCCUUGCAAUCCUCCGCAACUCACCAACGCAUGCCUGAGCGACCCGUCUUCCCAGAACCAGAGUUUGAGCCCAUGCAGAUAGACAACACCCGCUUAUCACCUGCUGAAAGAUGCUGCCGGCUGACCCAGAAUCUCUGUCUGUAUUGUGGAGCUGGAGGGCAUGUAAUCUCUUCAUGCCCAAUUAGACCACCACGGCCCUUGGUGAGUGCAGUUUCAAGUCCUUCCAUUAAACUUUUCUCCACUGACUACUACGGUUUCAGUAAUUACUGCCAACCAUGUUGUUACAGUUACCGCCCUCCUUGACUCUGGGUCAGCCGUUAACUUCAUCUCCGGACAACUCUGCAGGCAGCUCAACCUCCAGAAGACCUCAACUCCAACCCCGUACAAGGUCCAGUCAGUAACCGGAAGAAACCUAAGCAGAGGCUACAUUCGUCAUCAAGUCAAACCCAUCCUGCUAAGAGUUGACUGCCUGCACGUCGAGUCUUUCUCUCCUCUGGUUCUGGAAGGUUCUACCGUCGCUGUCAUCCUAGGGCGCCCCUGGCUAAUACAACAUCAGCCCAGAUUGCCGUGGAUUACAGGUGACGUUCUGCAAUGGGGUGAAACCUGCUUCCCUCAUUGCUUUCCAGAACUACCUCUACAAUCUCCAGAUCCUACAGCAGUAUUACCAGUUAACUCCACAACCAUUGAAAUGACCAUGGGACUGUGCCAUCGACCUGGUACCGGGUGAGUCGGUGCCCCGAGGAAGGAUUUAUCCACUAUCCAUACCAGAGCAGAGGGCUAUGGAGGAGUACAUUGAGGAGGCACUCAAGCAGGGUUACAUCCGCCCUUCAACCUCUCCUGCCGCAUCCAGCUUCUUUUUUGUCACCAAGAAGGACAGAGGCUUGAGGCCCUGCAUAAAUUAUCGAGCACUGAAUAAGAUCAUGGUAAAGUUCCGCUAUCCACUUCCCCUCGUCCCAGCGGCUUUGGAACAGCUCCGCGACGCUUCAGUUUUCACCAAGCUGGACCUCCGAAGCACUUACAACCUCAUCCGGAUACGUGAGGGGGACAAAUGGAAGACUGCAUUUGUGACACCUGCUGGACACUAUGAGUAUUGCGUUAAGCCGUAUGGCCUGGACAACGCCCCCUCCGUAUUCCAGGAUUUCAUGAAUGAGGUGCUCCGGGAUUUCCUCAACCGCUUUGUGGUAGUGUAUAUCGAUGACAUCCUGAUAUACUCCCGGAGUCUGGCCGAACAUUGCCAUCAUGUUUCGGAGGUCCUAUAGCAUUUGCGUGAUAACCAGCUUUUCCUAAAAGCAGAGAAAUAGUUUCCACCAAUCCUCCAUCCAAUUCAUUGGGUAUAACAUCUGUAAGGAGGGCAUUCUCAUGGACGAAGGGAAGGUACCAGCAGUGAGGUCCUGGCCAACUCCCACCACCAUAAAAGA